This is a messenger RNA of Physcomitrium patens, 861 nucleotides long. RefSeq lists its product as uncharacterized. NCBI's taxonomy places the organism in Eukaryota, Viridiplantae, Streptophyta, Bryopsida, Funariales, Funariaceae. The record is from RefSeq and is a predicted model, not a curated record.
CGUUCCUGCCCCGAAUCCUCUUCCACUUUUCUAGUAAUUGAGCUUCACUCCAUGCCUUCCUAAUCGCAUCGCGCACAAUUUUGGAGCAAAUCUCGGCGUUUCGCAGACUUACAAGUCGGUUUUCUCAUCUGCAAGUUGAGCUAGUCGGAGCUGGGUGUGUGUGGUGACCAGCGAUACGCUUCAAUUGGAGUUUUAGGGCUUUGCAGCUAUGGCAGGGGUCGUAAUUAGAGUUUGCACAACCUGGGGCAGAGUUUUUUCUUUAAUGCCGAGGCAAGCCGUAGGCGCUGUGAUAUACAGCAAUGUGGACGCAGCUCGGGGAGUGGGGCCGGUAAAAGGCGCUGAAAAUGACCCUGCAACUCGAGGGAAUGCCCCUGACGACAGACGUGCCGGUGAUAUACAUAUCGCGGAGCCUAAGGAGAUUACAAAGAAGAAAGUGGCCGAGGUAUCGGGGGAGCCUGAAGGCCUUCAGGUAGGUUUAGAAUUUGAAAUUUAUGUAAUUAGAUGUUGUCGUCAAUUCUGUCCAUUUUACACUGGCUUGAGCUGCUGGAAUCUAAGUGGUCUUUCUUCCAGUUUAUAUCCUAGAACAGAAUGUGUAGCUGGUGGACUCCUUCUGCCGUAUCACCUUUCUCAGUUUUGUUGAAAAGCUUCCUCAAGCCAAGCCCGUAAGACAAAUUCUGAGGGAACAUCCUCAUGUGGAAGGUAAUGAAUCAUUUUUUUCUGAAAUGGAUCGACAAUUUGCAAUUCAACAUACUAAGAUGCACAUUUAAAUGACCUCUCUUAGUGCAGUGAGUGGUAAAAUUCUGCACUGACCAAGUUCUGUGCUGCCUAAAUCCUGAAAUAAACAUGUCGGCAGUUAAUAUC